AUGGAAGAGAUAGACGAUGAGGCCCAGAUAGUCCAUUCUGGUGACUUGAAGGUGAAUACGGUUUCUGCAACAGCGGGGCCAGAGCAGGAGGAAGAAGAAGAAAACAUCCAGGAUUGGAAAGCCUUUAACAAGCAGGUUGCUAGAUCUGCUGCUUCACUGGCACCUAGUUCUGAAGCCAUACCCGCAAGGGGUGAGAAGGACUUCGAGCCUGACGGGACUACUGUUCAGAAUUCUUUGCUUGACGAAUCAAGAAACGAAAUGUAUGCUGCAUUGCUGGGGUUGAGAGGCCAUCCUUUGAAAUCAACUGUUACAGCCGUAUGGAUUCCUAGCGAAGGUAAAGCCCUUAUUCUUCAUGCUAAGGGUAAUUUUUUCAAAGACAUAGGGAAACCGGUUCAUAUCCCUUUAAUAAAGAAGGCACAGGGGGUGUGGCUAAGUCCAGUGGAGACAGUGUACCUAGUCGAAAGAGGAUCGGUGAUUUGCUACUUGAGCAACGAUGAAUUCGAGAACUACUUGAAAAUAGGUGGUGACGAGGGGUUUGACUAUAGAAAUCGGUUGCGUCAACUCACCCUAAGUCAUGUUUACUCACUUGCAUUCUGUGUGGAUGGUGAUUUAAUAGAUAAGUAUCAAGUAUAUUCGUAUUUGAAAAGAUCGGGUUAUAUCGUCCAAGAUUUCAGACUAAUUACCCCGGAACAAAGCCAGUCAUUAGCUUUAUUGCAUAAUAAAAAACGGGACUUAUUUCCUCUUGGACAGCAUCUUAUCAGAAGGUUAUGUGGUUUUUUUUCUUUCCCAAUUUUCAAUAAGUUAGCUUCUGCAGCAUAUUCUAUUUGUCGUCAUUUUCAACCUAGUCAUUUUUUCAGCUAUACUUCACUUUUCAAAUCAUUGCAGUUCAUUCCGUCAUACUCUACUUAUGAUACAUUAAAGCCAGAACUCUAUCCCAACCUUACUACGGACUAUAAAUUAGCAUACAAUGUUUGGAAACCAAUGCAAGGUUUUUCUAAGAAAAACCCACCUCCACCGGACUUUCAAGUUUGUAUAAUAAACACCGGUCAGAAUCAUUUAUUCCCCACGCUUCAAGAUAUCCAAUGUCUCUUCAACCAAAUCAAUCAUACAUUCCCAUCCCAAAAUAAUGACGAAGGGAAAAAAUCAAAAGAAGAUAAACCAAAAAAGACUAGCUCUUCUCAACCAACAAAAAGAGAAAUUAAGCAACAACGCCAAAAGGAAAGAGCUGCAAAAUUGGACCCAAAGAUCCAGAAAAGAAAUGAAUAUUUGAAACAACGUGAUCACCACUUAAAAAAUGGUCUGAACGGCCGUACAUUAAUGUUGGCCGUGAUAGAUAACGGAGUAAUAAGUUUUAACAAAUUGAGUGAAGCCGACUUCACCUUGAAUAAUGAUCUGACGUCAAGGUUUGAAAUAAGUUUAGUCUUCCAUUCAAACUAA
Messenger RNA from Hyphopichia burtonii NRRL Y-1933, 1437 nucleotides. RefSeq names its product tRNA splicing endonuclease subunit. NCBI's taxonomy places the organism in Eukaryota, Fungi, Ascomycota, Pichiomycetes, Serinales, Debaryomycetaceae. The transcript is spliced from 2 exons. Bases 1 to 1437 code for a protein of 478 amino acids. Gene Ontology annotation, biological process: tRNA-type intron splice site recognition and cleavage. The record is from RefSeq and is a predicted model, not a curated record. Gene Ontology annotation, cellular component: tRNA-intron endonuclease complex.